UGACACUUGUAUAUCUAGAACAGGGGUAUCAAACUGCAGUCCUCCAGCUGUUGCAGAACUACAAAUCCCAUGAGGCAUUGCAAGGCUGACAGUUACAAGAGUGGCUCCCAAAGGCAGAGGCAUGAUGGGAAUUGUAAUUCCUCAACAGCUAGAGGGCCGCAGUUUGACACCUCUGUUGUGAAACUGCAAGUCCCAUCAUGCCUCUGCCUUUGGGAGUCAUGCUUGUAACUGUCAAUCUUGCAAUGCCUCAUGGUGCUUGUAGUUUGGCAACAGCUGGAGGGCCACCAGUUUGACACCCCUG
Molecule: messenger RNA, 301 nt
Organism: Staurois parvus
Lineage: Eukaryota; Metazoa; Chordata; Amphibia; Anura; Ranidae
Source: the annotation of a GenBank genome assembly